AUGUUGCACGACUUGGAAGAAGCGACGACUUGGCUGCGUAUGGAAAAGGCAAUGAAGAACUGGGAUGACUGGCUGUUGGAUCAUCCAUUGAAGCUCGUGGAAAAGGAGGACGAUGGAAUAAUGGCCCAUGAUGUGGACGAUCUGUCAGCGAUCUUUAAAGGUCUUGUGGAUGGAGUGGACCUCUUACUGCCCUGUGACGACCUGGAAGAGGACAUUGCUAGUGGUGACGCGAGUGUGGCUUGGAUUGAUAGUCUAAACGAGGAUGUGGUGAACAUAAGCGACCUUUCGGCUGCGUUCGACACGUUGGUGCAGGAGCAACAGAAUAUGGCGGAGGUUUUGGAGGAAUGUGAGGAUGAGGAAAUGGAGGAGGAUGAUAGCGACGACGAGAGAAUGUUUGACGUCAAAAUCGUCCCUUCUGCUCCGGUGGGCGUGACCAUGGCCCCGUUGGACCCUCGUUCUUGUAUCCGCACGCCUGUGUUCCAGAACCUGGAUUCACGAAUACCACGCAUCCAAAUACCUCGGAUAGACUUGUCUUUUUCGGUCAAUAGUGUUACUCUGAAGGAUGCUGGUGUCCCUGACGCUGGUCGAUUGGAGCAAUCGAUGUCGCCGAAGAGCGAGAAGGCCAAGGUUGCCAAGUACCACCACGAUCCCAAGACGUGCUGGAUCUGCAAGAGCUCGAAGACUUUGGAGAAAAAGCGCGCGCUGCAUCGAUUUCACGAAAAACGGACGCGCCGUAAUUGGAAACGGGGUCCGCGGUACACUGGCCGCAGCAAUGUGGCGACGUCUCGUGUGCGCAACGGCGGCCGAUUCAUUUGCACAUCACAGUGGAUCUGA
This is a messenger RNA of Peronospora farinosa, 834 nucleotides long. NCBI's taxonomy places the organism in Eukaryota, Oomycota, Peronosporomycetes, Peronosporales, Peronosporaceae. The record is from the annotation of a GenBank genome assembly.